CCCAGGUUCCGGGUGUGAAUGGGGAGCAGGGCUGUUAAAUUUGGUAUUUUGGGUACAAUUCUCUCAUACUGGCCACUGGAUAUUCAACAUGGCACCUUAUGGCAAAGAACUGUCUGACGAUGUGAGAAAUAGAAUUGUUGAUCUCCACAAAGACGGCCUAGGCUAUAAGAAGAUUACUAACACCCUGAAACUGAGCUAUAGCACGGUGACCAAGGUCAUGCAAUGAUUUUUCAGGACAGGUUGCACUCGGAACAGGCCUCGCCAGGGUCGACCAAAGAAGUUGAGUCCACGUGUUUAGCAUCAUAUGCAGAGGUUGGCUUCAAAAAAUAGACGCAUUAGUGCUGCCCGCAUUGCUGCAUAGGUUGAAGUGGGAGGUCAGCCUAUCAGUGCUCAGACCACACGGCACACGUUGUAUCAACUCGGUCUUCAAGAAAGCCCGCACACAGUUUGCUGAAGACAAGCAGUCCAAGAACAUUACUGGAACCAUGUCCUGUGGUCUGACGAAACCAAGAUAAACUUGUUUGGCUCAGAUGGUGUCCAGCAUGUGUGGUGGCGCCCUGGUGAGAAGUACCAAGACAACGGUGUCUUGCCUACAGUCAAGCAAGGUGGUGGUAGCAUCAUGGUCUGGGCCUGCAUGAGUGCUGCCAGCACUGGUGAGCUGCGGUUCAUCAAGGGAAAAAUUCAUUCCAACAUGUACUCUAACAUUCUGAAGCAGAGCAUGAUCCCUUCCCUUCGGAAACUAUGCCCCAUGGCAGUUUUUCAACGCAACAACGAUACCAAACACACCUCCAAGAUGACAACUGCCUUGCUGAGGAAGCUGAAGAAUGGAAAGUCCAUCAAAACAGCCUGACCAUAAUCUUCACCUCCAUCCAUCUUCAAAAAGAACUCUAUUCAGUAGAGAGGGUCAGAUUACAUACAGAAUCCCUGCACUAAUCUACAUCAAAGACUGUCAGACCUACUUUGCCUUUGCUGAAAAGCGAAAGACAUAUGACGACAGUGAUGCGGACGUUUUGGUUCUGAGGAGGGGAAAACGGCAGGAUGGAAAAAUCGAGUGGUUGCCAGCUGAGGUGCUCACCGAGGCACGUUUAGAAGGAUAUCGCACUAUGAAUCCAUGUCCGGUCUACAAAUCCAAUAUGCUCUUUUUAUUCUUUAUCUGUGUGUUGGGUAACACCCCUGAGAAUGAACAGAUCCUGACUGGUAAGAACAAGGCCCGCUUGUGUUACAUCAGCAGCACAGACUAUGGGCAGAGUUGGAGCAAAGAGACAGAUUUGACAGAAAGUGUGAUUGGAGAUGAGAUUAGUAAUUGGGCUACAUUUGCUGUUGGACCUGGGCACGGCAUUAAGAUGAAGAGUGGAAGACUUAUCAUUCCCGCUUAUGUCUACUACAUUGAAAAGGGGUCUGACACUACUUCUUAUGCCUUUGCGCUCUACAGUGAUGACGACGGCAAGACAUGGAAAAUUGGAAGUAAAGUGUAUGCCGAGUCUAACGAGUGUCAGAUGGCAGAGCUGAUUGACCAGGAAGGCAAAAGUCAGCUGUACUGCAACGCCCGAACCAGAAAAGGCCACAGACUAGAGUCUUGGAGCAAGAAACACACCGAAAUUGCUUUUGAAAGAUGUGAAAAAUCAGAGAAGCUGGUGGAGACUGGCUCGGGUUGCCAAGGUAGUGUGUUGAGCUUUCAUGCAUUUGAGCAUGCCAAAGAGGAAAGCAGCUCCUCAAAACCUCGCACAAACACUUGGUUACUCUACUCACAUCCAUCUGACAAAUUGUCCAGAGAGAAUGUUGCAGUUUAUCUGAACAAGACUCCUUGGGAUGCCUCUGGUUGGAGCAAACCACUGAUUAUCCAUGAAGGCCCCAGUGGGUACUCUGAUCUGGCUCACUGUGAGGAUAGAAAGAACUUUGCCUGCCUCAUGGAAUGUGGAGAGAAGAGAGAGUUUGAAGAGAUAGCCUUUGUAGAGUUUUCUUAUGACGCCACAAGCAAUCAUGAUUAGCAUUGAGCCCAAUAAUUCUUUAAAAUGUGAUUUUAAAAUAUUAUUUUAAUUAUUUUGGAGAGAGUUUAAAUUAAAAACAUUACCAGAAAUUCUAGGCUCUAUGGAAAAUUACCAUUACCAUUUCUUUUGUGAAAGUAUGGUCUAAAAUCAUAAAAGUAUUCAAAAUGUCGCAAUAAUACAAUCAUUAAGAGUAAACAAAGUGUUUAAUGCUUCUAAAAGCUACUUCACAUAAACCUAUUGGAUAAAUGAAUAUGAAUACAUUGCAUGAGCCUGAUGCCUGAAACAUUGUUGUAUGUAUGUCUAUGGCCUGAAACACAUUUUUAAACACAUUUAUGGCUGAUAGGUACAUGCAGGUUGUCAGGACAAUUGACUGUGUAAGAGUGUCUAUGAUGCAGCAUUUCACAUCAAACCACUCUGAAUUGUUUUGUUAGUCAGUGAAUUGUGUUGAUUAUAUUUGAAUUCUGCACAUUUCGGAGAAUGGUUGGAAUUCCCCAUUUAACGUAAAUGUUAAUUAAAAACUGCAUUGCUAUUUUGGUUUAGGUGUAUGAGCCUUUGUACCCUUUGUUGUUAUGUGCUUGUCUGCAUGUAUGUGUUUUACUGUAUUAUAAAAUGUUAGACAGACAAAACAAUAUGAGAAAGCAUUGUAGUAAGAUUUCAUAUCAAAAAUGUUUAUUGAAACUAUUUUUUGGGUGCUUCUAUAAUGCUAUUUUGAUCACUACCACAUUUACUGGAGAAAUAAAAAUGUUUUCACUAUA
Messenger RNA from Pygocentrus nattereri (red-bellied piranha), 2743 nucleotides. Its product is annotated as sialidase-3-like. NCBI's taxonomy places the organism in Eukaryota, Metazoa, Chordata, Actinopteri, Characiformes, Serrasalmidae. The transcript is spliced from 3 exons. The record is from RefSeq and is a predicted model, not a curated record. Gene Ontology annotation, biological process: ganglioside catabolic process; oligosaccharide catabolic process. The coding region runs from base 825 to 1988 and encodes 387 amino acids. Gene Ontology annotation, molecular function: exo-alpha-sialidase activity. Gene Ontology annotation, cellular component: lysosome; cytoplasm; membrane.